Molecule: messenger RNA, 1244 nt
Organism: Scaptodrosophila lebanonensis
Lineage: Eukaryota; Metazoa; Arthropoda; Insecta; Diptera; Drosophilidae
Gene: Coa7
Product: cytochrome c oxidase assembly factor 7 homolog
Exons: 3
Coding region: 76-858 (260 amino acids)
Cellular component (GO): mitochondrial intermembrane space
Molecular function (GO): protein binding
Source: RefSeq, a predicted model, not a curated record
ACAACACAACAUAUAGGGUAGAUAGAAGCUUUGCUAAUAUUUACUAUCAGUAAAACGGCGUGAAUUAACUUAACAAUGGCUUACGACUUAAAGAAGGAAUCAGACGUGAAGGAAUACAUUGAAAAGUUAGGCAUCGAAUAUCGAUUUGGCUGUUAUUCAGAAAAAAAACCAGAAGUGUGCCAUCUAUUGGGCGAUUAUCUGGAGGGAAUAAAGAAAGACUUUGAGAAAGCGGCCAAAGUAUACAAAUCAACAUGUGACGAUUAUGGUUACGCAAAGUCCUGCUACAAAUAUGGAAACUAUAGCUUUUUGGGUAAGGGCAAAAGCGGGACCAAAGGAGAGCCGCGCAUUGCCUAUCAAUACUAUGAAAAAGGUUGCAAUUUAAAUGAUUCCGAUGCGUGUUUGCAUUCCGGAUUGUUGCUAGUCUCGCGCUCGAUGCCCAAAGAAAUUGACAGAAACGUGGCCAAGGGCCUAGAGUUCUUGACUAAAAGCUGUGACAUGAACAAUGCUACAGCUUGUUUUUAUCUAUCCGGCAUGCACAUCUCUGGCGUACAGAAAAAACCUGAAGAUGCCGGUCAAUCAACGGGAGGCUCUAAUAUAUCUAGCAAAGGACUCAAAGACUCUGAUUUCAUUGUGUUAAAGGAUAUGAAGAAAGCUUUCCAGUUCGCAUACAAGGCGUGCGAAUUGCGUAACAUGUACGCCUGUGCAAACUUGAGUCAAAUGUAUGCACGCGGUGAUGGCAUCGAAAAGAACGAAAAGGAGGCUGAAAAGUACAAGAAACUAGCAUUGGAAAUGCAGGAUGAAAUAAAAAAGCAACAGGAGACGCUCACCUUUCAGCAAGGAUUGGGCAUGCCCAAUUGAUAACUCUAAUGGCCAUGCAAUAUUUAGUUAAACAAAUUUGGCUAAAAUAUUUGAAAAUUUUUUCUUCUGCGUUUAUAUAUUUGCUUUGCUGAUUUUAGAUAAAUUGUUGCCUUUAAGUUUAUUCCUAUAUCUGACUUACUUUUUAACAAAAAGUGACUAUUUAAUCUUACGCUCUGUUUUUAGUCACGCAUUAUCCUUGUGUAUAUAUGAAAAUUUUGCGUUUUGAAAUGUUUAAAUUACUUAGAUAUAAUUGUUAUCCGCACUGAGUGAGCAGUUUAGAUUCAAAGCAACAAAUCGGAAAGGUAAAUUGAUUUUCUUUGUAUUGUAAAAUUCUGUUGAUAUGUAUGUGUACAUAUGUAUAUGCAUAUUAUAUGAAAACAAGUUUA